Molecule: messenger RNA, 1400 nt
Organism: Perca flavescens (yellow perch)
Lineage: Eukaryota; Metazoa; Chordata; Actinopteri; Perciformes; Percidae
Gene: lipt2
Product: lipoyl(octanoyl) transferase 2
Exons: 6
Coding region: 404-1090 (228 amino acids)
Biological process (GO): protein lipoylation
Molecular function (GO): lipoyl(octanoyl) transferase activity
Source: RefSeq, a predicted model, not a curated record
CUCCGGAGCCGCUCUCCGCUGCCGGAGCGUCUCUGACAGGCCGACGGGUGUCCGCAGGGCGGGCUGCCGCAGCCGCCGCCGCCGCUCUGCCCCUCCACGUACCCCGGCCGCUUCUUCACCUCGUUCUCCGGAGGACUGGACCCGGACACACACCCAGCUCCGGGCCUGGACCGGGACCGGUACUUGCCGGCGUUGGCGGCGGCUCUGGCCGGUCUGCCAGGCCGUUCGGCGGACCCUGCGGUCGCCAUCUUCCCUGGUCGGCCGGUGGCAGCAGAGCGCUGCGAAACCCGGAUGUAGACUGAUUUUACCGUCGAGGAAGAAGGAAGAACCACAAGAACAAUGGCGGCGCGCCGGUAGAGGAGACUUCUGAAAGCUGAACGGGGACUUUGUUGAGUCUGACAGGAUGCGUGGCGUCCGCCCGGUGGUGGAGGUGGUCCGUCUGGGCCUGGUCUCGUACCCGGAGGCUGUGCGGCUGCAGCAGGUGUACGUGGAGCGGCACCGGUCCGGUCCGGCUCACGCUCUGCUGCUGUGCCAGCACCCGCCGGUCUACACCACGGGGCUCCGCCAGGAACCGUACCCGCCGGCGCUGCUGGACCGGCUCCGCCUGCUGGGCGCCGCCGUGCACCGCACCAACCGCGGGGGACUCAUCACCUUCCACGGGCCGGGCCAGCUGGUCUGCUACCCGAUCCUGCACCUGGCCGGCUUCAAGAAGAGUGUCCGUUGGUACGUCUGCGAGCUGGAGAAGACUAUCAUCUCCGUCUGCAGCCGCUUCGAUGUCGAGGCGUCCACGUCUCCUCACACCGGAGUCUGGGUCGGAGACAACAAGAUCUGCGCCAUCGGGAUCCACUGCGGGCGCUACAUCACGUCUCACGGCCUGGCUCUGAACUGUACCACCGACAUGUCGUGGUUCGGCCACAUCGUGCCGUGCGGCGUCGAGGGGAAAGGAGUGACGUCGCUGAGCGCCGAGCUGCAGAGAGACGUCAGCGUGGAGGAAGCCAUCCCUCACCUGCUGGAUGCCUUCAGGGAGCGCUUCGACUGUCGGCUAACAGACGCACGAGGUGAGCCGGACGGCGGGGGAUCGUCAGCGUAGAAACUGACUUUAUAACGAGCUGAACCGGACGGCGGGGGAUCGUCAGCGUAGAAACUGAUUUUAAAAACAAAAACCACAAUGCCCCAUGUUUACAUUUCUGUUUUCUGCUGGAUGUAAACUGUCAAUAAAUAUUCGUAGAUGUGAAAUCAAGGCUCUUUUGUGUUAUUUAAGCGCCAGUUUUAAAGGGGUUCUACGUAUUUAAAACCCCUUAAACCAAGGCUCUUCAACGUUUUUCAGGCCAAGGACCCCUUAGCUAAAAGAAAGACGGCGCAGGGACCCCCACCAAAUUGAGUUGAAAUUAUGUUGCAUA